Carassius auratus (goldfish) is the source of this 3508-nucleotide messenger RNA. Its product is annotated as protein FAM196A-like. NCBI's taxonomy places the organism in Eukaryota, Metazoa, Chordata, Actinopteri, Cypriniformes, Cyprinidae. The coding region runs from base 618 to 2090 and encodes 490 amino acids. Gene Ontology annotation, biological process: inhibitory postsynaptic potential. The transcript has 4 exons. Gene Ontology annotation, cellular component: postsynaptic density. The record is from RefSeq and is a predicted model, not a curated record.
GCUACUAUGUACAUCAGUAGGUCAUCACAUGACCUAAAGCUGGAUUUUCCUGGCAAUUCCCCUUCUCUUUCACUCUCUCUCUCUCUCUCGCUCUGGUUUGCUGUCUUCCACCCCGCCUCCUCUCUCUCUCUCUCUCUCUCUCUCUCUCUGUGUGUGUGUGGCUCUCAGGUCUCUCAGUUCUUGGAGCGGCUGGUUCAGGAUGGAUGUCUCAUAUGCACACAUGCCAUCGCUGAGCUCCGGACCCCGCUGCGUCCUGUCAGCAGUGUGCGCGUGAGUGUGUGAGUGUGCGUGCGUGCAUGUGUGUGUGUGUGUGUUGUGUGAGUGAGAGUUGCGGGGGAGCACCGGUCAUGUAAAGGCGCGUGUGUGUGUGUUCUGGGGCAGAUCUCUUUGGAAUCUCUCACUCUGGAUGUGUAAGGAUCACAGCAGGACUGACUGACUGACCGUAUGGUGUUACACGGAGAAACUUCCAGCAUGGCAGACCCUCUCUCCAGACUCACAUCAGUUCUCGCGCCCUGACGGACUCCAGCUGCACUGAGAGGGAAGACAUGUGCUGGACAUCUCUCCCUCCCCUUCAUCAUCAUCAUCAUCAUCACCACUGAUCCGUGUCUGGAGGAACCAUGGUGAGCAAGGACGCUGGUAAAUGCCCGCUCACCAACUCUGAGUCAGACUCGGAGGCAACGGCAGCAUCCAUGGCCCUGGAGGUCAAAGGAUCAUUGGAUGAAAGCCGGCAGGUGCGCAAGCGCAACAAAGCCCUUCAGGUGCGCUUCAAGGACAUCUGCGAGGCGCAGAAUGAACAGGCUGCUGCGGCCCGAGGGGGGAAGCCGGUCUACAAGGUGGCGUACCGCAAGUACAUGACUGUCCCAGCUCGUAGAUCAAUCCCCAAUGUCACCAAAAGCACCGGAGUCCAAACAUCACCGGACCUUAGGAAGCGUUACCAGACUUUUCCAUUUGAGAGGAAGAAAGGACAUACGGUCAAGCAUGCCGCUGUGGUGGAGAGCUGUAAGGACCAGGACGAUGGGUUUGUAAUUGAUGUAAAGAGGGCGAAAGCUACCGAGGCAGGUAGGGAGUGUGUACCCACUCAAAAUGUGAGGAAAACAAAAGCAUUAAUGCACACCAGCAAGUGUGUCGCAACCAUAGAGCAGCAUCCACAAGCCAGGGACUAUCUGAAGAGAACAGAUGGGCCUUGCUCGGACGCUCUGGUUCUCCCUUGUCCGACAGAUGGGUCAACAGCAGGUACGGAAAACUCGGACUAUCAGAUCUGUAGCGUCAGAAGUAAACACAGUAAGGGCUUUCAGGGAGACUCUGAAACUCUUGAUCGCUCAGGCAAGCUGCAUUUACUGAACUCUGGGGAGAGCGGUGGGAAUAUUCUAGAGGAUUCCUCCUCCAAAGUGACAGGACCCAUCGCGUGGAACUCCCUCACGCAGGUGGAGUGCCUGGAGAGUCCAUCCGAGCGGACCAAACGCAAGAAGACUCUGCAGCUCAAUGGCCUGCAGUCACAGACACUGCCACGGACCAGGUGCACUACGCAGGUCCAGUGUCACGUGGGCACGCUGUCCGCUCGACCGCUGGGGGCCGUGGAUGCGGCAGUGCCAUUGACCCCAGCCUCUUCUACAGCCGUUCCCAUGCCAGCGCCUCCAUGCAGGGGCGGCACAGGAUCAGGAACUCUACAGACUGAUAAUGAGGUGUGCAAGCAGAUAGUGCCUGUCAAUCAGGAUGGGGAAGUUAAAGCGCAGCUCCAAGCCAUGGAAAACAUGAUCAGCUCCAGCCAGGAAACGAUCAAAGUGCUACUGGGUGUCAUUCAGGAGCUGGAAAAAGGAGAAGCUCACCGAGAAGGGCUCUCCUAUCGGACCGGACAGGACACGGCCAACUGCGACACGUGUCGGAACAGCGCAUGCAUUAUUUACAGCGUGGAGCUGGACUUCAAACUGCAGGAAGAUAAGCUCCAGCCUCUGAUGAAGAGACUGUGUCCCACCGAGGAGUCCCCGUUCCCCCCUCUGACGUAUCCUCAGGAGACCAUCGGCUCCACGCCCAAACGCAAGUCCAAAGCGGAGGCCAAGAAACACGCGCGCUGGAAACUCUGGUUUCUGUGACCGCUGGAUUACAUACACAGCUUCCCAUCAUAUUUUCAGUACAGGAGUUCAGCAACAGAAUGCAUCGCUACAGGAGCAUCUGUUCACUUGCUUUGUUUUCCGAUCAGGAUGAUUCAGGAAAAUCCUAUCAGAAUGAUUUUAGUUUUUGACCCUUUGGUACUUUAUGGAUGCAAGUACUGAACUAGGUUUGGAAAUAUUGCAGCUAGUAUUAAUAUAAAAAAUAUAUGUGUAUAUUUAACAGAAUAAUGGAAUUUUCUCCUGGAAAAAAAAGGAAUAAUGAGACUAUUUCCCUCAUGGAAACUGGAUCGAUAAAAAAUCUUGCUUUGCAAAGUUUUUUUUUUUUUUUUUUUUGUUAUCCUGCUAAAGGUUUGGAAAAUCAGAUGGAUUUAAAACACAAACAGGACACAAACUUUUUUUCUUCAUUUCGGUCUUCUCUUCCUCACGGAAACCACAGCAUUAAAUGGAAGCACAACUCUUCAGAUGCACUGGAUGAUGUUUCCCACAGAGGACUUUAUGGAUCUUACCCGAUAUCAAGAACGGAAAACUUCCUCGAGGACUUGAAUAUCCACAGCCCAAACCGGUGAAGUCACAACAAACGCACUAUAGAGGAUUUACACAGAAAUAAUCUUACAAGCCUCUGUGAAUUCAUAUAAACUUUCAUUAACUAUUAUUACCAGGAAAAAAAAUAAGGAAGAAAAGUGUGACUUAUUUUUGUAGAUUCGUAAUUAUCAUAUUUAAAGAUUUUCUAGAUGCACUACAUGUAUAUACUUCUCUCACUUAUUGGAUUAUUGGAAUUUUAAGAAGCAUUUUCAACUCUGUUAAUUUGAAAUCAUUUAAUUCCAAUUAAUGUUCUUCUAUAGAGUGCAUUAGUGUCAUCCACUUUUUCAACAACGUUGGUUCUGGAAGCAAUUUUCCAUUCAUUUUCCCAUAGGGAUUUUAAAAAAGUCUGUCAAAACAUUGCAAGCCAUAAAACAAACCAUCCAGCUACAACAUUACAAACUCUGAUUUGAAAAAAUUUAAUAUUUGAAAAUCUGAGAAAAAGGCAAAGAUGUGUGUACUUAAUGGCUUUAGUGAGGGAAAGGACUACAAUCCCAUGAAGCAUUGUGAAUUAGAUAAUCAAAUUAAAUAAGAAAAUAUAUAACUAUACACUUGAAGUUGUUGAUCAGAAACAAUAUAUUUUAAUAUACAAUAUAAAAUAGUCUGCAAUCUUUUGGCGAGAUUUGCUCGUUGUGAUUCUAUGAUUGGAAUUUUCUGUAAAGCAUCAUGGGUAAUGUAGUUUUGUUUUUUGUUUUUACCAGAAAUCUCCACUGUUUACCAUGAUUAUUUAAAACAUAAGUUGAAAUUCUGCAGACUGAUGGCUCAAAAGCUUAUAUCACCUAUUAACAACUUCUGAGUUUACAGUAGGUCAGUUCUAGCUA